This is a messenger RNA of Salvelinus sp. IW2-2015, 850 nucleotides long. Its product is annotated as signal-induced proliferation-associated 1-like protein 2. The annotation marks the transcript as partial. NCBI's taxonomy places the organism in Eukaryota, Metazoa, Chordata, Actinopteri, Salmoniformes, Salmonidae. The transcript is spliced from 2 exons. The record is from RefSeq and is a predicted model, not a curated record. Gene Ontology annotation, biological process: activation of GTPase activity. Gene Ontology annotation, cellular component: cytoplasm. Gene Ontology annotation, molecular function: GTPase activator activity.
ACGGCCACCCAGAUCUCCAGAGGGGAGAUAGUGAGGAUGACAGGGUACGACUACGUGGAUCCCUCCAUCUUCUACUCCAGAGAGCGAGAGAAGAACUUCAUGGGACGCCUGAGAUCUGACUCAUCUGAGACCUCUGUGUUCAGGAAGCUGAGGACCAUCAAGAGCGAAGGAGACGGGUUCAGGCUGUCUCUGGAUCAAGAUGACAGGAGACCCCUCAGCUUCCAGAAGUGUUUUGCCCACUACGACGUGCAGAGUGUCCUGUUCAACAUCAGUGAGGCUGUGGCCAGUAGGGCCACUCUCAGCCAGAGGAAGAACACAACCACUGGCGCCUCGGCUGCUUCACAGUACCAAGCUGGAGCCAGAGGGGGUGGUGGAGCUCCAUGUUUAGGACCGGGACUUGGGCCGGGAGGUGGCCCGGGGACAGGGGUAGGACUGGGGGCAGAUGGAGGCCUGGGAGGUGGUCUUAGUAGUGGAACUACCAAUACCUCCAUGUUUGAGUCUCCUCUGGGUUCCCGAGAGGACCUGAACCCCAAAGAGAACCUGGACCAGGACGAGGGCGACGGGAAGAACAACGGACUAGUCCUGGGGUGCCCCCACUUCCGUAACGAGAUCGGUGGAGAAGGGGAGCGCAGGAUCAGUCUCUCCAGGGCUAACAACGCCUCUCACAGCGGUGGAGGAGAGAGCUGCAGCUUCGAGUCCUCCCUCUCGUCCCACUGUACCAACGCUGGGGUGUCAGUGUUGGAGGUCCCUCGAGAGAGCCAGCCGAUACACAGAGAGAAGGUGAAGAGAUACAUCAUAGAACACAUUGAUCUGGGAGCGUUCUACUACCACAAGUUCUUCUAUGGGAAAG